UUUGGCUUCCAAAUUACUGAGCACCACCUUUUAUGGCUGUGGUGGAGCUUGUCUUGGUGUCGCUGGGGAUUUCUGUUAUGUUGUAUUUUCUUUAAAGGCAAUCCUCAUUAGUUUCCAUGUAACAUCAAACGUUUCCAGCAUUGUUCUCAAUCAGAUUUGCUCGUUUUUAUGUUCCUGCCUCCUUUAAAAAAAACUAUUCCAGAAGUUUAAGAUGAUAAGAUGCUCUGAGGGAAAGAUGCUGCUUGCUUUGUCCAUAAAGCGGGGAAUGAAGUAAAAUAUCAAAGUUCUCCGUGUAAAAGAGUCAUAUGUGAGCGAAUGGCGUAUCCACGCACGAGAGAAAACGGGAACCGACGGCGCAGCGUCGUUAAUCAGGCCUGAGAUGUGACCUGGCAAAGUAAAGGUUUCAACCACUGCCAACAUGAUAUUGGAAAGGUUUUCCGGCGAGGCAGUGCGUCACGACACUCUCUAUUAGGUGCUAUUUUCGUCCUGCCCUGGAAGACAUUCAUCCACCAGCUACUCACCCUGACAGCUCCCAAUAAACCCACCACUCCCAUUCAUCUCCACCCUAUCCAACCCACCUCCACCCUCUCUCACCCUCCCUCCCUCCCUCGCUCCGUCCCUCUCUCCGCGGCUCUUACCGGGCAGCUUGGUUGAGUUAAAAAAAAAACUGCAUAGUUGAAUUGUGGUUUGCGCGCCAGGGAGGAAUACGCAGGAAAGUGCCGUGAUUUUUACCAGGAUAUCUUUAAAUUGUUUUAGUUUUUUUUCUUCCCCAGAAGACUUCAUGCCAUCUGUUUAGAUCAAUCUCUCCAAGGAAAGUAUCCUCUAUGCGUUUCCAGCCCAUUUCCAGUCGCACUUGAUCCCGGCGGGAAGCUGAAGAGGAGGACAGAUGGCGAUCCACGCCGAGGGUCUCGUGGCCAUCGUGCUCUUCUAUGUUCUGAUUCUGUUCGUGGGGAUCUGGGCCGCGUGGAAGAACAAGAACUCCGGAGUCAGUGAAGGCAUGGACCGGAGCGAGAGUAUUAUGGUCGGGGGAAGGGACAUCGGCUUGUUCGUGGGGGGAUUCACCAUGACCGCCACCUGGGUGGGUGGGGGUUACAUCAAUGGAACAGCAGAGUACGUCUACCUGCCAGACUACGGUCUGGCCUGGGCUCAGGCACCGUUUGGUUACGCUCUCAGCUUGGUAUUAGGUGGCCUUUUCUUUGCCAAACCGAUGCGGUCUCGCGGAUAUGUCACAAUGCUGGAUCCUUUCCAGCAGCUUUAUGGGAAAAGGAUGGGAGGACUGCUUUUCAUUCCUGCACUCAUGGGAGAAAUCUUCUGGUCUGCUGCCAUCCUGUCUGCCUUGGGUGCCACUCUCAGCGUGAUCGUGGACAUAAACAUCAACAUGUCCGUGGUGAUCUCAGCGCUCAUAGCAAUCUUUUACACGCUGGUUGGGGGACUGUACUCCGUCGCAUACACAGAUGUGGUCCAGCUCUUCUGCAUCUUUCUGGGCUUGUGGAUCAGUGUACCUUUUGCCCUUUCCAAUCCUGCUGUGUCAGACAUCGGUCUUUCAGCUAAGGAAGCAAUCUAUCAGUCACCAUGGCUUGGCAAGAUUAAGCCUGAAGACCACUGGCUCUGGGCAGACAACUUCUUUUUGCUGAUGUUGGGAGGGAUUCCCUGGCAGGUCUACUUCCAGCGGGUUCUUUCUGCCUCUUCAGCUACCUAUGCCCAGGUUCUCUCUUUCAUUGCUGCCUUCGGCUGCUUGGUGAUGGCGGUCCCUUCCGUCCUCAUAGGAGCUAUUGGGGCUUCCACCGACUGGAACCAAACGACUUAUGGCUCCCUCGCUCCAAAGGACAAGGAUGAAUCAGAUAUGAUCCUUCCCAUAGUGCUUCAGCACCUCUGCCCACCUUACAUCUCCUUCUUCGGACUCGGGGCGGUGUCGGCAGCGGUGAUGUCAUCAGCAGACUCCUCCAUACUUUCGGCCAGCUCCAUGUUUGCCAGGAACAUUUAUCAGCUCGCCUUCAGGCAGUCGGCUUCGGAUAACGAGAUCGUUUGGGUGAUGCGCAUCACCAUCUUUGUGUUCGGAGCUCUUGCUACAGCGAUGGCGCUGUUGACCGGAUCUGUGUACGGCCUUUGGUACCUAAGCUCCGACCUCGUCUACGUCAUCAUCUUCCCCCAACUUCUCAGCGUGCUGUUCGUCAAAGGCACCAACACGUACGGCUCGGUGGCAGCGUAUAUCUUUGGACUCCUGCUGCGCAUCGGCGGAGGGGAGCCUUACCUGAAACUGCCUCCGUUCAUCUAUUACCCCGGCUGGGUGACGGUGGAGAGGGUCCACCACCUCACUGGAGACGUGGAGUUCUUCGUCCAGCAGAGGUUCCCUUUCAAGUCCAUGUCCAUGUUGGCGUCGUUCUUGGCGAACGUGGCCUUCUCCUACCUGACAAAGUACUUGUUCGAAAGCGGCAUGCUGUCCCACAGGUACGACUUCCUGGACGCGGUCGUGUCCAAGCAUAGCAAAGAGAUCAUGGACAAGGCCACGCUGGUAAGCAAUCACGACAACAUCAUCCUUUCGGAGAUGGCGCCGGUCAGGCAAGCCCUGGGCGCCACGCUCGCCGGGACCUUCACCAACACCGAGGUCCUGAGCGACGAUGGCGCGUCGAGUCCGGAGUCGUUCCACAGCGAGAACUAGACGACAAAAACGCACAAAGGAAACUUGAACCGAGGAAUGUGAAAGGGGGGGGGAGGAAGAAUCAAAAGAGGCGUCGGCGUCCUUCAGGAAACUUGUUACUGCCACACUGUGAGCCAGAUCAGCAGAAACCUUCUGCGGCUUCCAAGUGACUCCACAAGUUAUGUCUGCGAAUCGGUGCCUCCUCCAUCCGCUUUUUAAAGGUGUGUUUCUCUCUAGAAACUCAUCUUUGGCUCCAAAUCGUCUGUACAAAGCUCAGUUAUUUGCUUUUUUUUUUCUGACCAUGGCUCUGUGAAUUUACAACCAUUUUUUUUUAUUUAGCUGCUGCUGCUGUGGUGAAAGCUACGAUAAAGGGAAAUAGUUUUUCAAGUGGUGGCCGGUCUUGAGAAAAGUGCAUUAGAACUAAGAAGCAGUGCUUAUGUCUGGUUGUCUAAGCUCAGGUUAUGCGUGUCGAUGCAAAUGCAGUGCCUUGCUAAAUUAGUUUUUUCCCCUUAAACUUUUCCACAUUUAGUCAUGUUACACAAAAACAACAGUGUAUCCUGUUAAGAUUGUCUGCGGUGGACUCGCUGAAAGUCGUUGGUCACGAUGGAAAGUGAUCCAUCUGUCCAACUGUUUAUUGUCUUUAACCGCUGAUCUGUGCAGAGUGUGGGGAGGGGGUGUUUGAGAGACACGUGGCUCUGAACACUUUUAACUAAUAAAACCUUGGCAUACAUUUGUAUUCAGCCCGGUCCAGGCUUUGCAGAACUAUCUUUGCACAUUCACACACGGACAUUUCCGACAUUCAUCUUUACAAAAUCAUGCAGUCCAGACUGAAUGAAGAACAUCUGUGAACAUCAGCUUUUUUUAAAUUCUUCCAACAUAUUAUCAAUUAAAAUUAGAUCUGGACUUCUAAUCAUUUUACCACAUGAUUAUACCUUAAACCAUUUCAGGUUUGUUUUGGGCCAAUGUCCUGCUGGAAGGAGAACCUCUGGCCCAGUCUCAAGUCUUUUGGAGCCUCUAACAGGUUUUUUUUUUUAACAGGAUAGCUUCCCCCAAAUUUCCAAAAAUCCUAAUCAGACUCCCCCGCCCUUGCCAAAGAAAAGCAUUUCUACAGCAUGAUGCUACCACCACCAUGUUUCACCAUGGGGAUAGUGUUUUCCAUGCAGUCAGUGAUUUUAUGCCUUACUUUCAACAGAACACAUGAAUUUAUACUGAAAUUACACAAAAAGGAGUCUAUUUACUAAUUAGGUCACUUCUAAAGGCAAUCGGUUGCUUUUGGUUUUUUUUUAGGAGUAUCAGAGCAGAGAUUGCUGAAUACAAAUGUAUUCCAGGCAUUUCAGAUUUAUAUCUGUUAAAAAAAAAGUUAAAACCUUGUAUGGUUUUGCUUUCCCCAUUAUUCACUGCCUUGGAAUGGUUUAUUACUUAAAAUCCUAAUGAAAUAUAAUGUGGUUUUUGGUUGGAACCAAACAAAAUGCCAAAGGUUUAAGGGACAUGAGUAGUUUUCCAAGGCACUGUAUUUCUGCCUGCGAACAGAGCAGCUUUAGGUGAAUGGUCCAGGUUGGUCUUGCUGGGUUUUUAAGUUUGCAUAGAAAGUUUGUCAAUAGAGCAAUAAUUUUUAAAGAGCAUUCGUCUAGUUUUCAUAUCCAUUGCUUCUCUCUUCGUCUGGGUGUUUCAUGAAAAGCACGUUUUUAUUACUGUUUCACCUUUGUUUGAAGUGGGAAAGAAGAAUGUUGAAUCGCUUCAGCCACCAUUAAGCACAUGUAUGGACCCGGUAGCUGUCUGGCAAACAUAAAAAACACAUACAAGGGAAAACAAAAAUACCAUCAUGUUUUUAAGGUGAUCAGCACAGCCUGUUGUUUAUAUCCUGAUCUGCAGAUAUGAAAUUCGUGUCGGCGUGUUUUUGAGAACCUUUGAUGGUUCGUUCGCUCAUCCUGAAGCUAUAUUGACUGCUCAGUCACUGCAGGUUCACAGAGACAGGAAAUGAUUGUUCCCCCCAGGACAGUGUUAGUAUUGCCGGUCAUUAUUGAUUCAGCCCCAAGUGGAAUAUCCCUCAGGACAUUUGAUUUAUACGACGAAGAUAAUUACAGCGAGGGUUUAUGGGGUUUCCUUAGCAUGUUAUAAACAGUAAUACAGAAAUUGCUCUUUUUAAUAGUUUAAUAUCCUCAUACAUGUUCUGAUAUCAGCUAUUAAAUGGACACAUAUUCACAUUUUUAAGAAAAAAAGUCUGUUUUUAACGGUAAACUUCAGUGCAAAAGAGAUGCAAAUAUUAGAUUAAAGGGGACAUAUGCUAAAUCUACUUUUUAUCUCUUAAAUACGUUUGAAUGUGCACUUAAAGUCUCCAGGAGUGCAGAAAAUCUUAAUGUGGUCUUGCCAGGAGCUGUGUGGAUAUCUAGAGAUUCUGUUUUGGGCAUAUUUUUCAAGCUGUUUGUUUUCCUCUAUUCUCUGUUACGUUCUUUGAACAAUUAUAUCACAGUAUUUGCCGCGGAGCUGCUUAACAAUGUAGUAGUGGUAAAUUAAUGAGGAAUUUAGACCAAAGUAUUGCAGUUAUCCAUACUGAAUGAUUUAAAUGUGAAAAGGAAGAAGUGUGAAGUGAAGAAGAUGUGUCCCCUUUAAAUCUCACAUUUCUGAAUACAGAAAGGUACGGUGACAGACUUCGGUUUGGACCGCUUAUUUUACACUCAGUGUCAUUUGAAGCAUAGAUACCGAAAACCUGAGCUCAUCGGGGUGAAAUUGGUGACUUUGAAAGAUUUUUUUAACAUUCGAAGGUUAGAUUUAUACCCAUUUUACUCAUUUGAUACUAAACUAAACAUAUUACCUUUCAGCAAAACCGUGAAUGUAAAGUAUUCUGCUAAUCACUUUGUCUCAAUGAACCCAUCUAAAUUGUAGUGUCCCCUAUAAUUAGAUGUGUGUUUGAAAUCAUGUUUCAGGUUUACUAUUUGGACUUCAAUUAAAUAUCUAUUACUAUGUGUCAAACAUACACCAGCUUAAAUAGAAGCCUGUUAGCCAUUAAUAUUUGUCCAUACAUUGCCUAAUCAUCUUGGUUAGAUUUCAUAAAUCCACCAGCUGUUCUCUAGUCAGCUUCAUCCUGAGAUACAAUAUGCAUAUUUAAAGCUAAUUUCUUCCUAAACUACUGUGAGAUUUCCUUACAAGUUUUUUUUUUUUUUUUUUUUACCCAUAGUGACUACGGUACAGUUGGAAAACAUUAGGAAAAAAUAUUGUCUUUGACGUUAGGUGCAGGGACUGAACCUAUAUUCCAAAGGAAAUCUCCAGUCUUUUUUUUAUCCCGUAUAAUUGUGGUACAAACCCUCCAAGCUUUACAGUCAUAUUUUUGUACAUUCACAGGCCUGGACCCCUAAUUGAUUUCACCUUUGCUGGAGGUGCAUUCAGAAUAAUCCAAGAAAACAGAGGUGAGGCUAAACAGCUUUUAAUUAAUUAAAAAGAUGACAUAAUAUUGUGCUGUUAUUGCUUCAAGAGUGGAAAUCUGACCAGGUUGUCAUAUAAGAAUGGAAACAAUACGCCAAAAUCAAACACAAUCUUUAAGACCGCUUAAAUCUUUCUUUUGUAGACGACCAAAAUGAGCAGUUGUUUUGUUUUUUUGGGUUAUCUUUCACACCAUCUCAUGGUUAGCUUUUCAGUGGUAAAUAGACAAUGUUUAUUUUGUGGUUUUCUAGUCAUACAGAAUGACUCAAAGCCAUUUUACACUUGAAUCUCGUUCACCCAGCCUCACGACCCAAAAAUCGCUGGACAACUCCUCCUCCCGCUGAGUCCACAGUCGCUUAAUCUCUAGUUUAUUCACGCCUCUCACUGUAUUAUAAAGUCCCUGCCUGGCACCACACAAUCAGCGCAGAACCUUUUUAUAGCAAAAACAAGAGAGUUUUUAACCUCAAUAUUAGUGUCCACCGCUCCUCUUCGUCACAUUGGCCACCGAAACGUCUCAAAAAUCUGCUGCAAGACUCAUGAUGGCUGUAACUGAGUAAAUGGCUUCACUAGAAAGAUUAGCAUUAAAAAAAAGCAAUAAGCUGGACAUGUUUUGUCUUGUACAUCUACCCCUCAACACAAUAAAACAUAUUGUUUACUUUUUAUUUCCUACCCAAGGAAUCUAAUCUGUCUGCGGCAUUUAAGGUGUGAAAAUUUGUUCUCGAUUGCCAAGCCGGAGAACAAACGUGACACGAUGUAAAAGGUGUAUAUGUGUGACGUAUAUCUGCCGUCAGGCUACAACUCUACCUGCUUCAUCAUAGUGGCAGAAUUAGUGACGCGUCACUUGAACAACAGCUUCUUCAUUUUGGUGACCUCUUGUCCUACGCUUUGUAUCGUGUCAGUCGGUUUAUCUUUUUGCUCUUCAUCGUGAAUGUUGAUGGUCCUCCAUAUUGGUUCCGUGUGCCAUUCAUGUACAAACUUGUAUACAGAUGCACAUAAAACAAUCUGUGUCAGCACCUGGACUGACACCCUGUUGCUCCAUGUUGUUAAAGAAAAAAAAUACUGGUAAUAGUUAUGCUGUAUUUUUGUGUGAUUAAAUGUAUAUACAUGUGUGACGUAUGAGAACAAAUUAAUUUACUUUUAAAUGCAGCACUGAAGAAAACGAGUAUUUAUUUAUUUAUUCAUCUGGUGUCUAUAAGAGUACAGUUGUAAAUGUGGGGUUAAAUAAAUUAUAUUAAUUUAGCA
Fundulus heteroclitus (mummichog) is the source of this 7297-nucleotide messenger RNA. RefSeq names its product high-affinity choline transporter 1. Gene Ontology annotation, biological process: choline transport; neuromuscular synaptic transmission; acetylcholine biosynthetic process. Gene Ontology annotation, cellular component: dendrite; axon; synapse. The transcript is spliced from 9 exons. The record is from RefSeq and is a predicted model, not a curated record. The coding region runs from base 887 to 2659 and encodes 590 amino acids. NCBI's taxonomy places the organism in Eukaryota, Metazoa, Chordata, Actinopteri, Cyprinodontiformes, Fundulidae. Gene Ontology annotation, molecular function: choline:sodium symporter activity.